This is a messenger RNA of Priapulus caudatus, 2036 nucleotides long. RefSeq lists its product as uncharacterized. Bases 381 to 1424 code for a protein of 347 amino acids. Lineage: Eukaryota; Metazoa; Priapulida; Priapulimorpha; Priapulimorphida; Priapulidae. The record is from RefSeq and is a predicted model, not a curated record. The transcript is spliced from 3 exons.
CUUCACGGUGUUGUGUUAACAAACAUAAACCCACUCGUCUGCCGGGACGUAACGAGAUAGUGACUAGUGCCCAUCUGUCCGGAAACGGGGACUAUCAUUCUUGUCCACUUUCGAUGGCAGGCACGCAAGUAUAGCCUGUAACGCAGCAUGUGUCGUUGUUGGCGUAAAUCUAGCGGAAUAAUUACAGACAGACUACGCGUGGUAUAGAGUGCGAGACCACAGUUCGCUUCUUGUCAGCACACCGAGUGAGCGUGGGCUUGUGCUGUAUACUUGUCAGAUGCCAAUCCACACAGAACGCGACGAAGAAGGAAACAUGCAAGUCCAUUUCGAUGUGACGCGACGAUAAGGAGAGGACGAAUAAUACACCGACGUUAUUGACCAUGCUGUCAGCCCUCAAAAAGCUUUCAGUGCGUUCUAGAAAAAACGCGUACACUGCUGAAAGAGCGAAAGAGAAGGGUCGCAUAUUUCAAGCACGGAGAGGUUGGCCACUGCCCUCGCUGCCGUUAGAUAUCAUCAGAGAUCAAACUCCACUGAAUGAAGACGCAAUACGUGCCGAGUACGACCUAAUAUCUCACAUUUACGAGGAAGUGGGAGAAUUAAAAUAUCAUCCAAACUUGCGCAAUAAAAAUCACACCACUCUAAAUGGAGAGCAAUCAGGUAGCAUCGUUACUGCCGAGUUAUGUACAAAUAGUAAACAGGGGCGAGCGCAGUGUCCGGAAGAUACAUACACCUUCCAGUGUAAAUCGCCAUCUAGCGGAAGGAACGGGACGCCUCAGGUGAACGUAUCCCUUCCCAAUUUCGACGGACACGGGGAUGAUGAUUACGAACUUCAAUUAUACCACGUAGAACACAACCUUCUACUGGGCAAAGACGUAAUGCAGAUCUCAAGUGAAAUGCGAAGUGAAGAUGAUUGCAGUCGUGAUUCAAUCUACAACACCAUCUCGGAAGGGCAUUACUCUACCUGCUCCUUUGAGGAGAGCGGAUCGUGCAAUUCUAGUGCCAUCCGCAGCACGCUGAACCAGACCGUGGAAUCAGUCGACGACCGACUCUCCUGUAUAAGCUCGGAUUAUUCUUCUGAUGAUACGUCGAGUUUGCACAGCUGCGGCCGCGCGACAAUCUCGGAAGAUUUGCGUGACAUGCUCACGUCUGUGUAUACGCAGGGGCAAUGCGUCACUCAGCGGCAACGAGCGAAGACAAGCACUCAGCACAAUAAUGUCAAUGACUGUAAUAAACUAUCCUGUCGUGCAACGGAUAUCAUUUACGAGAGAGGCGAGAAGAAUUCAUCAGUGCGAUGUGCGUCAUUGCUGCAGGUACACGUCAACAAGCCGUCUAGACGUUUCAGCGCGUUCGACCACGGCACUAACAAGGUGCUCGACGACGUAUUGCGGGAAAACUAUAAUAACAAGGCUCUGUGGCUGUGUUGAAGCCUAUUUUAUUGCACGUUUCCCGUAUGAAGAGUGCCACUUUUAAUUUUCUUGGAAUUAUAUAUAAAUCCCGUAUAGCCCGCGACGAAUUAAAUACUACAAAUAACGGCGAUAUGGUGUAACCUGAGGUCGCUAUCGAGCUGAGGCUUCUGAAUCGUAACCACUGAAAUUAUUAUGAACUGCUGGAAUACAAUAUCACUUGUGUAAAGGACAAACAAUAAUCCAGCAGGCAAUGCCACAUAUAUUGGAGUGUAUAUUAAAUGAUGAAGACCUGGGCGCGCGCGUGUGCAUUGCGAGCGCGAGUGCGGGCACGCGUGAUUAUAUGAAUAUGAACCCCCAAUUUAACGUUGUAAUUAAUGUAAAUAAUUACUGCCGUACCAUAAAAUAAUACGUUUUUGUACAUAUAGUGACUUGUUUAAUAUGCAGCAAUAGACUAUAAUAAUCAUACACAAGUAGAUACGUAGGGCCUAAUGAAAAAUGAAUAUGUAUUAUUCGUUAUUUUUAAGGUAAUAAUUCCUUUACAUAUUUAUUUCUAAACAAUAAAUUUUGAUGUUAAUCCAUCAGACACUAUUGAUUUCGUAAAAAAUUAAUUGAAUAAAAAUGCAAUUAAAA